Paecilomyces variotii is the source of this 1380-nucleotide messenger RNA. RefSeq names its product Phospholipase/carboxylesterase/thioesterase. NCBI's taxonomy places the organism in Eukaryota, Fungi, Ascomycota, Eurotiomycetes, Eurotiales, Thermoascaceae. The coding region runs from base 289 to 1020 and encodes 243 amino acids. The transcript has 6 exons. Gene Ontology annotation, biological process: protein depalmitoylation. The record is from RefSeq and is a predicted model, not a curated record. Gene Ontology annotation, molecular function: palmitoyl-(protein) hydrolase activity; carboxylic ester hydrolase activity. Gene Ontology annotation, cellular component: cytoplasm.
UCUGCGGGGAAAAGACGAAGCAUCUUGUCGAUCAGCGUCCCAUUUACGAAAUCCAGUCGCUUCUUCUGCAGCUUCUUUGCAUUCGCUUGCUCUCGACUAUAGUUUGCAUCUUCUUCCGCCAUCUUAUCCCCCUCCACGUUCUGCGGAAGAAGGAGUCAACAGUCUCUCACCGUUCUCUCGGAGACCCGAAGCCAACCGUGUUGCCCUGUUGGUUUCGCGUUCACGUUCACUCGAGCUGCGUCUCUUAUCGAUUCUAAGACAUACACGGAUUAGACAUUCAAAGACACCAUGUCUGUGCGUGCACCGUUCGUUGUGCCUGCGCUGAAGAAGCAUACGGCCACCGUGAUCAUGGCGCAUGGUCUGGGUGAUAGUGGUGCAGGAUGGAUGUCUUUGGCGCAGAACUGGCGCCGACGGGGCAAGUUUGACGAAGUUUCGUUCAUUUUCCCCAAUGCGCCUGUCAUCCCCAUCACAGUGAACUUUGGCAUGUCCAUGCCCGGUUGGUAUGAUAUUGCGAAACUGGGCAAAGACAUGGACUAUGAAGAGUUCCUCAGCAAGCAAGACGAACCAGGUAUCCUGCGCUCGCGCGACUAUUUCAACACGUUGAUCAAGGGAGAGAUAGAGAAGGGCAUCAAGCCCUCGCGAAUUGUUCUCGGCGGCUUUUCUCAGGGUGGUGCCAUGUCGCUUUUCACAGGCAUCACAGGAGAGCAGAAACUAGGAGGCGUUUUUGGUCUCUCAUGCUACCUCUUGCUCAGCGACCGCAUCAAGAAGUAUAUCCCGGAGAACUUCCCCAACAAGGACACCCCGUUCUUCAUGGCACAUGGCAAGGAGGACGAAGUAGUGAAAUACAAUUAUGGCGUUAUGAGCAAGGACGCCUUGGUGGACAUGGGUAUCAAUGUCGAGUUCCACGACUACGAGGACCUUGGCCACUCCGCAGACCCAGAUGAGAUCGAAGCCCUGGAGCGUUUCCUGCACAAGACGCUGCCGGCCGAGGGUGACGGACAAACUUCCGCUGGCUUGUGACUGGAUGGUCCUCACGCCGAGGCAGCGGAGUCUAGCAUAGGUUCGAAUGCGACAUACACGUUCGCUAUCGGACUUAUUGUCUUGCUGGUAGCGGCUCUACUCGUGAGAGUCCGAGGUGGGCACCGCGACCAGCACGAAACCAAAUAACCCACAUCUCAUCAACGUAUUCCAUCGUAUCUUUCCUCUUUACAGUCCGCAGCGAGACUUUUGAACAGUUUACCUUUGUCAUAUAUACACUCGGAACUGGACAGAUAGACACUAAUAGCCAAUACUGCAAUCGCAUUGUAACUAUUCUAAACCAUAUACAUCCAGGAAGUUUACCUUCGCAUACUUGGGAAAUACACAACAAGACUAAACGCG